Messenger RNA from Monoraphidium neglectum, 1392 nucleotides. RefSeq lists its product as hypothetical. The transcript has 10 exons. Bases 1 to 1392 code for a protein of 463 amino acids. The record is from RefSeq and is a predicted model, not a curated record. NCBI's taxonomy places the organism in Eukaryota, Viridiplantae, Chlorophyta, Chlorophyceae, Sphaeropleales, Selenastraceae.
AUGCACCGCGCCUUCCCCGCCGCGCGCCUGGACUUCCACAACGGCUGCGUGCCCGCCACGCCGGCCGCGUUCAUGACCCUGUGCCUGGAGCACUACCUGGACCCCCUGGCCGACCUCGUGUUUGUCGAGUACGUGCUGAACGACGGGAUGGAGGACCGCGUGAUGCACAACAGGCGCGUGCGCAUAUACGAGCGCCUGGUGCGCCGCAUACUGGACCAGGCGCACUCGCCAGCAGUAAUCCUCGUGAAUGUCGGCACCCACGGCAUGUUCCACGACCGCGAGUACGUCAGCGACGCCGGGAAGCUCGAGUGGCGCCCCUUUCACCACACACUGGAGGACCUUUAUGGCGCAGUGGCCCAGUACUACGACCUCUCAGUGGUCUCUUUCAGGAAUGCGAUCUACAACCUGGGCCAGUCGAGCGACUACCAUUUUGACAAGUACCUAAAGGGAGAUUUCAUACACCCAAACGAUGCUGGGCACAAGGUUAUGGCGGACAUGGUGGUCCACCUGCUGCAGGAGGUGGCGCUGGGGCUGGCCCUGUGGCCGAUGACGUUCGCUGACGAGGCGGCGGCGCUGCGGAAGCUGCCAGACCCAAUGUACCCGGGGGUCGCCUUCGCGCAAGCGCCCUCGCGCCACCCUGGCUUUGGGGCCGCCGCAGGCAACCACCCGUCCCUGCGGCGGGUGUGCUUCCACGCCGAAGACUUCCCGACCACCGUCGUCGGCCAUGACCACGGAUGGGAGUGGGUGAACGAGGCGACGGACGCGUCUCCCAAGUGGGGCUUUGUCUCCAAGACCCCGGGGUCCGCUUUGAGGGUGCGCCUGGACACAUCGCUUGCGGUGGUCGACCCAGGCGCCCUCAUCCACCAAGCCCCCAUCGACUCGGGCGCCGCCGCCCCUGCUGGCGGCGGCGCCGCGGCGGCGGCGGCGGCCAAGCUCAAGCACACCGCGGUGGUCAUAUUUUCCUACCUCAAGAGCUACGAGCAGAUGGGAAAGGCAGUGUUCAGGUGCGAGUCGGGCUGCAGCUGCAACCCGCGCCACGCAGACGGCUUCACAGAGCUGCCUGAGUCGACCAUCUACUUUGUGCAGCUGCACACGACGCCGUCCAGGAACUGCACCCUGGUGGUCGUGAACGACAGCGAGCCCGGCGGCAAGGACACCAAGUUCAAGGUGACGGGGGUCAUGGUCAACAUGGUCAACGACGCGACAAAGGACCUCAACGAGGCCGACUUUGCAGAGGACUGGCCGCAGUAUGGCGUCGGGGGCGUGCAGACGCUGCCGCGGGAGUUCAAGCUCCAUGUGGCCGCCCGCGGCACCAAGCCCGGCGACGCGCGGCACCGCCUGAAGGGGCGCGGCCGCCUGGGGCCCCGCGAGCGCGCCGCGGCUCACCUCUGA